UCAUUUAUAAUUUAUGGACGCAUAAACAGAUGUUAUUGUUAACGGGACCAUUAUCUGGGGGAUUUUAUUCCGCUCAAAUGAAAAUAAGGAUACAAACGAAACAAGAGAUAUCAGAUCCCAGCGUAAAAAAAACUUCCACCUAGUGAUACUCAGGGAACCUGCUGCGCUUCACGGACUAGUCUGCUCGAUUUGACGUUUCUAAUCUUUUAAUUAGUUAAAACUGGCUAUCGCCUAUAGUCAUUUGAAGUCAACUGAUAAGAUGGCAUCUCAUCGUUACGGGGAGCUCAGUGGAUUCGAUUCAGGAUCGCUUAGUGAAAGACAAGACUCAAUGUUUGACCGAUAUCUCGAUGAAAUGAAACCGUACGUACUUCGGCUGCCCCACAAAUCAGAGAGGCAAAGAGUUGCACUAUGGAUUAAAAAACUGUGUGAGCCUCCUGGUCCAGGAACAAGUGGAAGGAAAAACCGCAACCUUUAUGCUCAGUUGUUGCUCCAUAUGGUUAAACGCAACCUGUUAGAGGAACCAUUUACCAGACGACCUGAGGCAGGACCACUCAAAACCUUGCCAUCAUACAUGUCCAUUUAUCUUGAUGAACCUAUACAAAAGAGAAGUGCCAGUGCAGAACUUGAAGAGGAAUUUGGUCAUAAACCACCAGAUUGGCUCAGAGAAAUCCCCAGUUCAUCAGGAAGUGCUCUUUCAGAUAUCUCAGGAAGCAUCCCCUCUACUUCAAGAAGGGAGUUGCCAACUACUAGUGGUGUAAAUCCAGUCACUGGGCCACGAUCCACAACUUACAGCACUUCUAGCAGAGAGGAGAAAAAUGGUUAUGAAGUGGCUCCUGGAUUUGAUCAACCACUUGAGGAAAAACGUUACAAGGGAAGACUGUCUUCUGGCUACCCAGGCUCUGAUGAUAUUCUAGAGUCAAGAUAUGGCGGUCGUAUUUCCCCACCACCUCGUCGGCAUUAUGAGAGUCCAUCAGAAUAUCAGCACACCGACUCAGGGUAUCCUUCUACGUCACCACCAUCAAAAACAAAUCACUACAAUGGGUUUACCAAAGGAAUAUCAUCUUUAAAUGGAACUUUGCGAGAAGACCAUAGCUUCAAUCGUUCCAGUGACAGAGAGAUUGAGCUAAGAACAAAGAUGGUUGAGGCCAAAUAUCAUGAAGAUAAACUUAAACUUCAGCAACAACAUGAUGUUGCAGUUCAAAAGAUUCUAGAUAGAAAGAACAUGGAGUUGGAGGAAGUGAAAUCACAUUACAGAAACAAAAUAACUGAAAUGGAAGCAGCUGCCAAGAAACAGGAAAGGAAAGUCUCCCAGCUUGUAAGAGAUGCUCAGACAAUGAAGGAACAAAGAGAUGCCCAAUUAGCAGAGUUAAAGACCCUUGCAGAGCAGAAUGGUGAAACAGCACAACAUGACUUUGAGAAGAAGUUGAAUGACAAGGUGGCUGAGUUUGAGCAAGAGAAGUUUGAGAUGCAGAAGCAACACACUCAAAACAUUCAAGAAUUGCUGGACGAAACAAAUCAGAGAUUGCAAAAAAUGGAGACAGAAUACAACCAACAGAACAGUACUACUAGACUUGUCAUUCAGGAGUUAGAAGCACGAGUACAACAACUUACCCAGGAAUCAGAAGAACUUCAGAAUUCUAGAUCAAAACUUGCCAAGGACAAGGAAGAACUAGAACAGCAAGCAUCAUCUUUGUCAACUGAAUUGCAGGAGGCAAAAUCAAGUCUGUCCAAAAUGGAGAAAGAUCAUUCGCAAGCAAUUAAUGAACAUAAGACGGUAGUCAAACAGUUGAACAAGAAGACAGAUUCCAGUAUGGAAAGCAUGAAGCAACAGCAUACCGCAGCGAUUUCUAAGGCCACCGACACUAUAGCAGAAUUGGAGACACAGGUCAACCAACUUAAACAAGCUCUACAAGAUUCGGAGUUUCAACGACAGAGGCAGCUUAGGGAACUAGAAUCUGCCCACAAGCAGGAGAAAUUGAAUUUAGAACAUUUACACGAGAAAAAGAUUCGAGGUAUUCAAUCUGAGCUCGAACAAGGCGAGGCAGAAUCGGAGAAGCGGAUGAGAAAGUUGGAAAAUCUUGUCAAAGAACGUGAAGAUCAAAUCCAAAAGCUGUCAGAGGCUCAGAAACAACAAGCUCAACACGCCGAGCAUGCGCUAGAGGAUUUUAAAAGUCAAGUGGAGAGGAAUUCGGGAAGGAUGUUUGAUGAGAUGAAAGCCCAGAUGGAGAAGGUCGAGGAAGACCUGGCUCGCUCAAAGAACCUUCGUGAAAAGCAGGCGAAGGAGUUUAGUCGACAACUGGAUGAUCUUAAAAUCAAACACGAAAAGGAGAUUGCAGAGAUAAACAUUCGUCAUGAACAAGAGAAGGCACAGACUUUAAGAGCGCACCAGAUAGAGAGGGACUCGUCAUUAAAAGAACAAGAACAGGAAAAGGAAAUACAGUUGGAGAAACUUCGUCAAAGAAUGCUUGAACAUGAAAAUCAAACGAGAAACAGAGCAAACAAGGACGCCAAGACUAUCGCUGAGUUGGAGCAACAAGUACGAGAAUUGCGAGAGGAGCUUAUUCAAGCGAAUUCAACGCAUAAAACUCAGUUGAUGGAGCUGAGCCUGUUGAGAGAAGAGGAGAAACAAACGUUCAAGAGACAGGAUGAAAACUCGCAAAUGAAAUUCAAGAGUCAGCUUGAGCAACAGAGAUUACAGUUACAGCGCGAACAUAGCAGCGAAAUGGAACAGAUUCUAGAUAAAACGAACAACAGGAUAAAACAAAUGGAGGAAGAGUAUACAACACGAUCUUCAAAGGGACAUCAGGUUGUAGAAACACUUGAAGAAGAAAUAAAGAAAUUAAAAGAAGAGAACAACCGCACAAGAACAAACUUGGAAAAGAAGCUUGCUCAGACAACGGCAAAAUACGAAGAAGAGAAAGCGUCGGUGAAAAAGCAUCAUUCUUCAAUUGCUAAGUCUUUGCAGCAAGACGUAGAAACACAAAAAACAAUGGUUCGACAUUUAGAGAAACGAAUUCAACAAGUGGAGCUUGACUCGCAAGAAAAAUUGUCCAGAUUGCGUCUGCAGCAUGAAGAGAAAAUAAAAGGUCUUAUGCCGGCUUCUCUUCGAGAGGACCUUGAGGACACCAUUGAAUCUCUUAGACAGCAGAUCUCAGUGUUACAGUCCCGCACACGGGUGCUACAGGAAGAACUGGAUACCAGAAACCAGUUCUCAUCGUCUUUUAAUGUAUCAUCGGUUCGUGACCAAGAUGAAUCAUAGCAACUGCUGAAGGGACUCGUCGUGAAACAAAAGAGACCUGGAAUUCGUUUCCUAACAAAGCAAAGUGUAUUGUAUGACAAUGUUGUUACUUCGUCUACACUAUACCUACUAGAAGCGCUUUCCUUUUCUUUGACCAUGCCUUUUUACGUGCAAAUCUAUCGCAAAAAGGCAAAUUGUAAUAUUUGUAACGUAAAUAACGAGUGAUUUUACGACUGUAUGAAAUUAAUGUAAUUUAAUCUAUUUUAUAAACCACUGCGUGAAUGA
Pocillopora verrucosa is the source of this 3523-nucleotide messenger RNA. Its product is annotated as centrosomal protein of 112 kDa. The record is from RefSeq and is a predicted model, not a curated record. NCBI's taxonomy places the organism in Eukaryota, Metazoa, Cnidaria, Anthozoa, Scleractinia, Pocilloporidae.